Messenger RNA from Gambusia affinis (western mosquitofish), 1652 nucleotides. Its product is annotated as glycerol-3-phosphate acyltransferase 4-like. NCBI's taxonomy places the organism in Eukaryota, Metazoa, Chordata, Actinopteri, Cyprinodontiformes, Poeciliidae. Gene Ontology annotation, biological process: triglyceride biosynthetic process. The transcript is spliced from 12 exons. Bases 1 to 1374 code for a protein of 457 amino acids. Gene Ontology annotation, molecular function: glycerol-3-phosphate O-acyltransferase activity. Gene Ontology annotation, cellular component: endoplasmic reticulum. The record is from RefSeq and is a predicted model, not a curated record.
AUGGCUUGGUUGACGUUGCCUGUCGACCUGCUCUCCAAAUAUCUUGGCCUAUUCACCGAUGUGUGGCUGACUCUUGUGUUUGGUUUCCUAAUUGUGCCAGCUGUAUUUGGACUUCCUUUUGGGAUCCAUAAAUACUACAUGAGGAUACUUCUCAGUAUAUUUGAGUGGACGACAUUACAAAUGGAGCAAAAGGCAAAAGAGAAGAAUCAUCAACUCUACAAACACUAUACCAACGGUAUCAUAGUCAAAGUCCCAGAUUCAACUUUGAAGCAGGAAAUUCAAGAUCUACGUCACAGUGCUGGUUGUCUGAGUCUGGAGCCACGGUUUGAACUGGCUGAUGUUUUCUUCUUCUGUCGGAAAGCUUUGGAGAACAUUAUAGAUGAUGACGUGACCAAGCGCUUCUCGGCCCAGAAGUUGGAAAACUGGAACUUGCUCACUAGGAGCAACCGCAGUUUCCACUACAUGAGUCUAAAACUUUCAGCCCUGUGGAUUAUGGGAGUUUUAAUCCGUUAUGGUGUACUGCUCCCUUUCAGAGUAACUGUGGCUAUCACAGGUAUUUUUCUGUUUAUUGUUUUAAGUACCGUGGUGGGAUUGAUACCCUGCACAAAGUUGAGAACCUACCUUAGUGACAAGGUGCAUCUGAUGGGUUAUCGCCUCUGUGUUAGAUCACUAACUGGAAUCAUCACCUAUCACAACAGGGAAAACAAACCAAAGAAGGACGGCAUCUGCGUGGCCAAUCACACGACACCAAUAGAUGGGAUCAUCCUGGCCAAUGACCAUUGCUACUCUUUGGUUGGGCAGCUACACGGAGGCUUGCUGGGAUUGAUCCAGAGAGCCAUGGUAAAGUCCUCUCCUCAUAUAUGGUUUGAGCGAGCUGAAGUCAAAGACAGACGCCUAGUGGCCAAAAGGCUCAGGGAUCAUGUUGCAGAUAAAAACAAACCUCCUGUCCUCAUCUUCCCUGAAGGUACUUGUGUCAACAACACAUCAGUGAUGAUGUUUAGGAAGGGGAGCUUCGAAAUCGGCUGCACCAUCUAUCCUGCCGCCAUUAAGUAUGAUCCUCGCUUUGGAGAUGCUUUCUGGAACAGCAGUAAAUUUGGUUUGGUGGGAUACCUUCUGAGGAUGAUGAGCAGCUGGGCCGUCGUCUGCAGCGUUUGGUACUUGCCGCCAAUGAACAGCAAGGAAGGAGAGGAUGCCAUGCAGUUCGCCAAUCGAGUAAAAGCUGCCAUAGCUGCCCAGGGAGGGCUAGUGGACCUCAUAUGGGAUGCCGGACUGAAACGAACCAAAGUGAAGGAUUCUUUUAAAGAAGAACAGCAGCAGCUUUACAGCAAAAUACUUCUGGGUGACCAUGAAAACCACAACCAUCUGGAAAGCUGAUGUCCAGACAGGAGACAAAGAAGAAAACCAGUAUAGCUAGAGGCUAUUAUCUUCUGUUUAGUAAUACAACACAUGGUGGUAAGACUCUUUAACAAACAAUGAAGGUUUUUCAAAUGAAAUUGGUUCCAGGUCAGAAAAUUUGAAGAGUUGUUAACUUAAAAGUCAAACUAUUACAAAGUAAGUCUGUGUUGGGGCGUGCUGUGGUGGCGUAGGGGAUAGCGUGACCCACAUUUGGAGGCCUUGAGUCCUUGACGUGGCCGUCGCGGGUUCGAUCCCCG